Molecule: messenger RNA, 3345 nt
Organism: Cyprinodon tularosa
Lineage: Eukaryota; Metazoa; Chordata; Actinopteri; Cyprinodontiformes; Cyprinodontidae
Gene: nrp2a
Product: neuropilin 2a
Exons: 18
Coding region: 1-2742 (913 amino acids)
Biological process (GO): angiogenesis; axon guidance; vascular endothelial growth factor signaling pathway
Cellular component (GO): membrane
Molecular function (GO): vascular endothelial growth factor receptor activity; semaphorin receptor activity
Source: RefSeq, a predicted model, not a curated record
AUGGAUUUUCCUUUCCCGCUGAUUGGAUUUUUAAUAACACUGUGCCAUUUAGGAUGUGGAGUCAGAGGACAGACCGAUUCAGAAUGUGGAGGUAUCCUGGAUGCCAGUAAGCCCGGUUACAUCACCUCCCCCGGUUACCCAACGGAGUACCCCCCUCAUCAGAACUGCCACUGGGUCAUCCAAGCGCCUGAGCCCUCGCAGCGCAUCGUCCUCAACUUCAACCCUCACUUUGAGAUCGAGAGGCUCGACUGCAAGUACGACUUCAUAGAAAUCCGUGAUGGGACCUCGGAUACAGCUGACGUUUUGGGACGACACUGCAGCAACAUCGCCCCGCCGCCCAUCAUCUCGUCCGGAUCCUCGAUCCAGAUCCGAUUCGUCUCGGACUACGCCCAUCAGGGUGCCGGUUUCUCUCUGCGCUACGAGAUCUUCAAAACAGGUUCGGAGUUCUGCUUUCGCAACUUCACCAGCCCGUCCGGCAUGAUUGAGUCCCCAGGGUUCCCGGACAAAUACCCGCACAAUCUGGAGUGCUCCUACAUGAUCAUGGCCCCGCCCCACAUGGACAUCACCCUAACCUUCCUCACGUUCGACCUGGAGAACGACCCCCUGAUGGUGGGCGAGGGCGACUGCAAGUACGACUGGCUGGAGGUGUGGGACGGCCUUCCGCAAGCUUCGCCUCUGAUUGGCCGCUACUGUGGGACAAAGAUCCCCCCUGAGAUCCAGUCAUCCUCCGGCCUGCUGUCCCUCUCCUUCCACACGGACAUGGCGGUGGCCAAAGACGGCUUUUCUGCACGCUACAACAUCACCCACAAAAAAGUCUCCGACUCAUUUCACUGUAGCCUGGCGCUAGGCAUGGAGUCGGGAAAGAUCAGCGACGACCAAAUCUCCGCUUCCACCACCUUUUACGACAACCGCUGGUUGCCGCGGCAGGCUCGCCUCAACAACGACGACAACGCCUGGACGCCCGCAGAGGACAGCAACAAGGAGUUUAUACAGGUUGACCUCCACUUCCUCAAGGUUUUGACUGGGAUAUCCACCCAGGGGGCCAUAUCCAAAGAAACUCAGAAGUCUUACUACGUCACAACCUUUAAACUGGAGGUCAGCACCAAUGGAGAGGACUGGAUGGUGUACCGGCAUGGCAAGAACCACAAGAUCUUCCACGCUAACACAGACCCGGCUGAGGUGGUCCUGAACCGCAUCCCGCAGCCACUUUUGGCCCGCUUCGUUCGGAUCCGGCCCCAGACCUGGAAGAAUGGGAUUGCACUUAGAUUUGAGCUCUACGGAUGCCAGAUCACAGACACUCGGUGCUCGGACCUGCAGGGCUUGAUGUCCGGCCUGCUUCCUGAUGCCCAGAUCUCGGUGUCGUCCAGCAGGGAAGUGGUGUGGAAUCCCAGCUCGGCCCGGCUUGUUGCAAGUCGCUCUGGCUGGUUCCCUGCACCUACGCAGCCGCUGGCUGGAGAGGAGUGGCUCCAGGUGGACCUCGGUGUUCCCAAGACGGUCCGUGGAGUUAUAACCCAGGGAGCGCGGGGAGGAGACCCAGGUAGUGGACCUGCCACAGACAACCGGGCCUUCGUCAGGAAGUACAAAGUAGCACACAGCCUGAAUGCAAAAGAUUGGAACUUCAUCAUGGACUUCAGGACCAGCCAACCUAAGAUAUUUGAGGGGAACACACAAUACGACACCCCAGAACUUCGUCAUUUCGAGGAGACAGUGGCGCAGUACAUCAGGCUGUAUCCGGAGAGGUGGUCCCCUGGAGGGAUUGGGAUGAGAGUGGAGAUCAUAGGAUGCGACCUUCCAGAAAUAAGCACUCCAGUAGACACCGUAACACCGACUUUACCUCCCAGUCCAGAAACCACCACAGUCCCCAUCACCACUUCAGCAACAGCCACUUCUCCCUCCUCUAUUGGCGUCUGUGAUUUUGACCACGGUCUGUGCGGAUGGACACACGACCCCAGCGCCCCGCUGUUCUGGUCGCUGCACAGACAUGCGCUCAACAGUUACCUGUACCUGGAUGUGAGCAUGAAGACGGAGCAGCAGCGGGCUCGGCUCGUCAGCCCCGUUGUGCCAGCUGACGCCGGGCCCCUCUGCCUACUCUUCUCCUACCAGAUGUGGGGGGAAGCCAAGGGCCACCUGAGGAUAUUUGUGCGAGACAGCCUUAACGACGAAAGCCUCCUGUGGUCGCUCCAUGACAACCACACCACCGUCUGGAGAGAAGGCCGGACCAUCGUGCCACGCUCCCCAAAAGAAUUCCAGGUUGUGAUAGAGGGUUUCUUUGAGCACAACACCAGAGGACACAUCUGGAUAGACAACAUCCACAUGAGUGCAAGCUCACCUCUGAAAGAGUGCACAGAGCCCUUCUCGGCCUUUUCUCCAGAAAAUUCAGAUAACAGGCACAUUGGAGAUGGGCGACUUUCAAUGGGCAGAGAUCCGCUUGGAAGUGGUUUGCAAUACCCAGAGUGGAACACAGCAUCCCCUUCAUCUGAUCCUGCGGUGACACUCACGCCAGAGAAAGACAACUCGUGGCUGUACACCUUGGACCCCAUUCUGGUCACGAUCAUUGUCAUGAGCUCCCUGGGCGUGUUGCUCGGGGCGGUGUGCGCAGGCCUCCUCCUGUACUGCACCUGCUCCUACAGCGGACUCUCGUCGCGAUCCUCCACCACUCUGGAGAACUACAACUUCGAACUCUACGACGGCCUCAAGCACAAAGUCAAACUCAACCAGCAGCGCUGCUGCACGGAGGCAUGAGGGAAAAGAUGCAGGCAUUUCGUAAAAUCUCUAUGUUCUUCAUCAAUGCCAAUUUUGUUGUUUCUCAGCGGAGCGGGUCUCGAGGAGAACUUGUUUGGGAAACGCAGCACCGUCCAGUAUUGGCAGUUGUUUCAGCAACUGCACCACUGACUGACAGCCCUGGGUUACCUCCAUGGAUUGCUUCAUUGCAGGGAUGAUAGGCCUCAAAAACGAAAUAUCAACACAUAUCAAUUACUCAAUCCUGGGUCACCUAAAGAGAACUUAUAAAUGCAUCAUAGAUAUGUCUAGUUUUCCAACUGGACACUGUAAGCUACACAGACAGAGCUGGACACGUUGUGUUGGAAAGGUGGUAGGAUAGGUUUGCUUAGAAGAGUAUUUUUUGAUCACCUGUGAACACAGUGGCCUAGAUCUUAGCUCCUUUGUAAGGCCCCUUGAAUUUUUGGUUCCGUUGUCCACUCUUUGCUACCUAUCAGCCUCUGUUCGCCCCCUUAGUUCCUGACUGUGGUAUUUUUAGUAGAGAGUCUGCUCUAUCACUUUUUGUUAAAUGUUUUCUUUUGGGCCGGUUACCAUUCCUGUGGUAGAAGAUAAGUUGGGAGAAAAAGA